Messenger RNA from Eupeodes corollae, 3408 nucleotides. Its product is annotated as uridine phosphorylase 1. NCBI's taxonomy places the organism in Eukaryota, Metazoa, Arthropoda, Insecta, Diptera, Syrphidae. The record is from RefSeq and is a predicted model, not a curated record. Gene Ontology annotation, biological process: nucleotide catabolic process; uridine catabolic process. The coding region runs from base 612 to 1646 and encodes 344 amino acids. The transcript is spliced from 8 exons. Gene Ontology annotation, cellular component: cytoplasm; cytosol. Gene Ontology annotation, molecular function: uridine phosphorylase activity.
CUGGACGGUUUAACGCGUUGGUAGAAUUCCUCUUUUUCAUUGAAAUUGUAAAAUAAUACACUAGUUACAUUCUCAGCUAAGCUCUCACAUUCAGCGCCCUUGUAUAAGUUGAAAAUAAUAAUUUCAAAACAAAAUUCUAAAUUUUCUCAUCUUGAAGUUCUUAAGAAGAUUUAUCUGUAAGAUUCUAAGUGUGCUCGGUGCUUAAUAUCAAAACAAUAAAAAGUUUUCACUGUGACCUGUUUCUCUUCAUCUUGUUCAUCAUCUUCAUCUCUUGUCGAGGAAGUUAAAAAACAACAAAAUACAAAAGUAAAAAAGUUAAAUAAAGGAGAAAAUUAAAUCAGGACAUCCGAGAAAUUUCAAAAACAAAUACAAAAAAGGAAAGAAAAGAAGUUAAUAAAAUCAAUAACCAGCGCCCCCAGCCAUCAUCCUCUCAGCCGCAAACGUAUCUAUCAAUAUAAAGCUAGAGCUACUUUUGGUAUCAUCUGUAGAGCAGUAGAAAAUUGUUGUCAAUUUUGAUACUAUUCUAUUUCAAAACUCUCACAAGAUACAAUCAUCCCUCAAAGCUUAAAAGGUUAUACAUCAAGAAAGGAGCAUAAAUUACAAGCAAAAGGAUGUCAUUAAAUAAGAAUGGUCUUACAUUGUCAGAGGAUGAGGUUGAUGAAUAUUCCGAUGGAUGUGUGAAAUUGAGAAAUUCAAAUAUUGAACUUAUGGAUCAGGAUAUUUUGUAUCAUUUGGCUUUGGGAAGUGAAAGUCAUGAUCUCUAUGAAAUGUUCCAUGAUGUUAAGUUCGUUUGCAUGGGAGGCACCCCCAGGAGGAUGGAACAGUUUGCUCAUUUCAUCAUGAAGGAAAUUGAUUACACACUGCCAGUUGGUACCCAGUUGCAGGACAUCAGUGAGUUCUCCUACAGAUACUCGAUGUACAAAGUUGGCCCAGUGUUGGCUGUUAGUCAUGGAAUGGGCACACCAUCAGUUAGCAUCCUGAUGCAUGAAUUGAUCAAGUUGAUGUACCAUGCCAAGUGCCAGGAUCCAAUAUUUAUUCGGAUUGGUACAUGUGGUGGCGUUGGAGUUGAAGGUGGGACUGUUGUUAUAACCGAAGACGCCCUUGAUGGACAGUUAAGGAAUAGUCAGGAGUUUUGCAUCCUUGGAAAAGUUGUUCACCGUCCAGCCAAACUAGAUAGAAAGGUUGCCCGUGAGCUAAAAGCUUUAGCUAGUGCCGAUGACCCUUAUGAUACUGUGAUUGGCAAGACUUUGUGUACAAAUGAUUUUUAUGAAGGUCAAGGAAGAUUAGAUGGAGCAUUUUGUGAUUAUACUGAAAGUGAUAAGCUAGAGUAUUUACAAACUCUACGCUCAAACGGUGUGGUGAAUAUUGAAAUGGAGAGUACAGUAUUUGCAGCAUUGACAUUCCAUGCGGGGAUUAAGGCAGCUGUUGUGUGUGUUGCUCUGCUGAAUCGAUUAAAUGGCGACCAGGUCAACUCACCUAAAGAAGUUAUGUUGGAAUGGCAAGAGCGACCUCAAAUUUUAGUCUCACGCUACAUUCGUAAAGUGCUGUCGCAGAAAAUGUUAAGAUUAGGUUCUGAUCAUCCGGACUCAAUCAAAUCCCCACGACGAUUGAAAUUAGUACAACAAGAAUCUCAAGCCCAUGAGUAAAUAUAUUUAAACAAAAAAUACAAAUACAUAUUAUAUGAAUGUCAUUUUAUGUUUAUAUAAAUUUCUUAUAUAUAUACACAAACACACACAAAAACAAACAAAACAAAAUGUUAACCUCAAAUUAUAAGUUUAAAACCAGCAUAAAAUAAAAUAAUAUAUAUAAAUAAAAAGAGAAUAAUCUUAACAAAAAAAAAAACAAAAAGCAUAAAUAAAUAUUAUAUAUUGUUCAUCGAAGGCAUUUGCCAAAAAAUUGUGAUGUGGGAUAGAAAUGUCAAAAUAACAUUCAUACUUCAUAUAAAUAUAUUUAAAAAUAUAAAAUCGCUUACACAAUGACAUUAGAUGUAAAUUUUAUUUUAAUUGUUUAUUGUUUUAUUUUUUGUAAUGUGUAUAAAUGACAUAAAUAUAAGGUAAACCUUGAUUAUAUACAAACAAACAAAAAAUGCAUUGUAAUAUUUUUGUGUAACAUUUUUUAAUUAAUUUUGAAUGCACGCAUUUAAAAAAAAUAGAUAUACAUAUGUAUUAAAACGCACAUGCGACAAAAUGAUAUAUAUACACAUGCAUACAUUAUACAUAUUCAUACAAAAAAUUAUAAAUGUUUCUUUUUAAUAUAAUUUAGAUUAAAUUUUAACAAUAAAGUUACUAUAAUUUAUUUUUACUUAAGAUUAUAUAGUUAAACAAACAAACAAACAAAAAUAAAAUAAAUAAACAAGAGUUUUGAUGUGAAAAAAAAAUAAAAAACAUACAUUCUUUUUUGUUUUUGUUAAUAUUUUCAACAAAGCGUAUUAAAAUUUUGUGGUUUUCAAGAAGUUAUGAAAUGAAAACAAAAACAAAAAUAUUAUACAUAAACAAAAUGUCUUCCGGUAGAGAAAGAUACGAAAAUUUAAAUUUUUAAAAGCCUUAAACCAUAAACGAAGAUUGCAUUAUGAAGAUCUCAUCCUUAACCUAGCUGACGAAUGAAGCUUUAAUAUGUAUUAAAUUUGAUUGAUUUUGAAUGUAUGCUUUUGCCUCUACAUUGACAUCUAUGACGAUUUUAGUAUACUUAUAAAGGAAGGCGUGAGUCCCACCUCUAUCAACCCUGUUUAAAUAUGCAUUUUUGGUACAAGUAUCAUACUUGAAAAUGAAUAUAAAGUACUUAACGUUGGAAAAUCAAGUACGAAAGAAAUAAAAGCCCAAGUACACAAGUCUCUUGCUUUUUAUUUGUGUUUCAUGAUAAACCAACUUCAAAGAAGAUUUAAUUGGGAAGUACUCAAUUAUUUCAGCUUUUAAGACCUCUCAAGUUAACAAUAUUUGCGGAUUACUUUAAGUACUUGAACAGUAAAUCAAAUACAUGAGCAGUAAUGUUUUCUAAUGAAGGUAGACAGUCUUAUUAGUUUCAAAUUAAUAUGGGCACGACAUUUUCUCUUUUAUGCGAAUCGAACAUUUUAAAAACUUGACAGAGCAUGACUUAAUUAUAUUGCAGUUCUGAGUAUUGCAAACGAUAUAAAGAGCUUUUUAAAAGCAAAACAACUUUCUCUUCCUCAUUGGGAAAUAUCAGUUUAGAGUUUUGAAUAAGAGUCGUUUAUCUAAUCUCUCACUAGGGCUAUUCUUACACAAUAAGUAGAUUCUUUAAUUUACUGUCAGAAGUUUGCUGACCAUUUACUGUCACUCCGGUUGAAUAAUUUAUAAGAGAUAAAUAGAUUUUCUAACAACACUUUAAAUACACAAAUUAAUUGUCAGCUUAUUGAUAGAUAGUUAAAAAAUUGUUUGUAGUACAAAGAACCAA